Molecule: messenger RNA, 1647 nt
Organism: Colletotrichum gloeosporioides
Lineage: Eukaryota; Fungi; Ascomycota; Sordariomycetes; Glomerellales; Glomerellaceae
Product: Vegetative incompatibility protein HET-E-1
Exons: 2
Coding region: 1-1647 (548 amino acids)
Source: RefSeq, a predicted model, not a curated record
AUGAAGUUGAUUAAUGUACAUACUCUUGAGAUUGAAACAUUCAAUGCAGGAGAGCAAGUUCCAAGAUACGCCAUUCUAUCUCAUACAUGGGGCAGCGACGAGAUCAGCUUCCAAGAAUGGAUCACAAAUUUCGGCAACCCCUCUCCUGAGUAUCUGGAGAAGGAUGGGUACCUUAAGAUCAUCAAUGCCUGCUCAAAAACGCGGGACGACAAGCUGCGUUACCUCUGGGUAGACACUAUCUGUAUCGACAAAUCGAGCAGCGCUGAGCUCUCAGAGGCGAUCAACUCUAUGUUUGCGUGGUACGAACGGGCUACCGUCUGUAUUGUGUACAUGGCGGAUGUUGAAUGGGAAAAUGAGCUCAUCCACAAGAUUCACUCCAACCAACACUCAAACUUUGGCUCGAGUCGAUGGUUUACACGCGGGUGGACCUUGCAGGAGUUGUUAGCUCCCCGGAAAGUCUUCUUCUUCACCAAGGAAUGGACAGAGAUCGGCACCAAGUCUGAACUAAUGUUCAAAAUCUCAAAGAUUACCAGUAUCGACGUUAGUUAUCUCACCGACACUAGAAGAAUCUGGUCGGCAAGCAUUGCUGCACGUAUGAGCUGGGCGUCCAAUCGACAAACAACACGACCUGAAGACAUGGCUUAUUGCUUGCUCGGCAUCUUCGACAUCAACAUGCCGCUGCUUUACGGAGAGGGUUCACGGGCUUUUCUACGGCUGCAAGAGGAAAUCAUCAAGUCCGCCGAUGACCACACCAUUUUCUGCUGGACUUGGGAUGCAGACAAGACCCCUGAUCAAUGGCAGAGCGUUCUGGCUCCUUCUCCAUCAGUCUUUUCAAAUUCAGGCUCUUUCGUGGCCACGCACAGAAACUUUGAGAGCGCGCCAUAUCAAGUCACUAAUGUCGGAUUACGCAUCAAGCUUCCUGUGGUAGCUGCAGUCAACUGUCUCGGCGCCAUGUUGUCCGUCAUCAGCACGGAUGAUGCGGACCCGGAGCACAAACGAAUGAUGUGCCUGCCUCUAAUGGAAGAGGGGCACAUUUACCGAAGAUGCCCGUUCCCCAGUCGCCCAUUUCCCGUCCACCGAUCUAUGGUAUGCGAGACUAAGGAAAUGUACCUUUUGUACAAGAUCUCGAGGAAUACAGAGGAUCUUAUGCCGUGGCCGUAUCGCCAUCUGUUUGAGUAUGGCUUUCACAUCAACAUCCUCGACGAAUCAUUUUCCACAGACAUAAACCAGCAAAUGAUUACCUCAGUCGACUGCUUGGUCCCUCAGCAUAAGCAGACCCCCACAUCGCACAUAUCAAGGCCAGUGUACAGCACAGUUGGCUUUCGGUCAGCCCUGACACAUGCUUUUGGAGGCUUGAUACUGAGAAUCAACUACCAAAAUGAGAGGUUUCUCGUCUUUCUCUCAGUGGGUCAAAGCGAGGGGAACUUGAAAUGGAACUGUGAAGUUCUAGAUCCCAAGUUCGCGGACCACAACGUUGAUGAUUGGCUCCGCGAAUUCGAGGUGCACAUCAACAGCACAGAGAACAUGCCCGAUUGUAACUUCCAUUCAGCGCUUUCACCGAGUGGCACCGUACAGAUACUCAUAGCACUGGAUGGAGACAUCGCAGGCGAGGAUGGUCGACGAUACGUGGGGUACGUUGCAGCGUAG